AUGCACGACCCGUUCUUUGACGAGGAUGACGGAGAAUUCGACGAUCUGUAUGGGAAUCCCCGUCCGUCUGCUUCCUCUUUUUCUAUAAAGCUGGAAACCCGUAAGAACGAGACUCGUGUCGUCCCUCCUGUGACGCCAGGAAGCCGUCCGUCGACUCGUAGCCCUUUGGCUUCUAGCAGCGUCGUCUCCAGGUCGUACGUAAGGGACAGAGCUGGCUCGACAACGAGCAACUUAACGGACCUGACAGCCUCAGGAAAGCCCGAUAAACGCCGCAAACGGCGCGGAAGGCCACGACGUAAAAGCAGCCAGGAACUAUUCGAUGUCCAGUGGGAAUCCGACGUCCGUGUGGCCAAAUGCGGCCUCUGUCGAGCGGAUUUUUCGCUCGUGAAGCGUAAACACCACUGUCGUCACUGUGGGCGCGUCAUGUGCUCCGAUUGCUCGUCCUUCCUGUACUUUGAGCUCUCACACCGCAAGCACAGAGUGUGUGUGCCCUGCAACAACCAGCUACUGGCUGAACAAGACGCGUACGACAGGGAAACGCUUGCAGGUCAGCGAGAAACGGGUCCGUCGAGCUCGCUAUUUGACGGUGCAGACGACGAUUGGUUCACGGAUGUACCGAAACAACAAGCGAGUACUCGUGAUAGCGAAGAUAGCGACCGUGGCGGGUCGAAAGGACCAGGAUGGAGAGAUCGUGUCAAGGAUACGUACACUGUCACGAGUGCGAGUGACGCGGUGCUUGUGCCCAUGGCUGGAAGCACUUUAACCGCUGGAAUUACAGGGAAUGGCUACAUCUCCGACCAGUUCCGGUACGAUGUCAGUGGCCCAGGACUCGGACAUGAAGACGAUUUGUCAGUUGCGAUGCCAAGACCGAGACAACAGACCGCUACGACGUAUGCUGACCACAGUGUGAAGUCCAGUCGACUCACUGGGAAUGGCUACUAUUCGGAGCAAUUCCAGUACGAUGUGAGCGGUCCAGGACUUGGCCAUGACGAUGACCGAUCGCUUGCGAUGCCUCGACCCAAGCAACAAACUGCAGCUGUGCCAUACAGUUAUGACGACACCAGACAGAGCGUGUUUAGUGGCACAAAGCCUCGAGAGGCGACUGUGAAGAAGGAAAAGAAACCUCGAGCACGCGGGGACGAGAGCAUGACGAUGGAUGAACUAAACCUUUCGUACUCGUCGGAGGACGAACCACGUGUGGCCAUGCCGCGUCCUACAGUGACGUCCGUUGCGUCUACGCUCUAUGACAAGGACGCUGAUAAACUGGUUGUGGAUGACUCGCCUGGUUUCUUUGAAGCUACUGUUGCGGAGCGAGAAGCACAACGCAAGAAGGACGAAGAACAACAGCGACAACUUGCAAGUGAUAUGGCUUGGGUGAAUAGCUCAGCAUUGCCACCGAGUGUGCCAGCUCAUCGCUUUUCAAGUGGACAGGAGUCUUAUAGCAUCGUGGACUUGCCGUCACAUACGUCAAACUCUCCAGUUGAGAGUCGUCAAGGCAGAAAUGCUGGAGAGAUUGUUGGAAAUACGAAGGGAGGGUUUACUGGAGCUCUGAAGCGGUUCUUCGGCAUGGGAUCAAAGGAAGCGAAGAGGACGACUACACCGCCCAAGACUUACGAGCAAGUUCAGCCAAAAACUGAGCGUAAGCGUCGAGGUACGUUUGAUGAUCUGUUUGAGUCUCCUAAGAACAACGUAGCUCCUGGAGUUGGAGUUUCUCGCUUUGAUCGACGACGAUCAGUUGAUGAAGCUGACGGCUUUACGCUUGGAGAUGAGCCACAGCCAGUUCAGAACUCUGCUCGGACUGAUGACCCUAUUGAGGCAUGGAGACAGUCGGCUGCCAUGUCGAUACUGAACAAUCGAAGCGAUACGAGGCAAUCAGAAACGUCUGCGUUUACGUGGAGCAAUGUGCGGUCAACUCCGGCUUUGGGGACAGCGACGUAUGCUGUUCCAACGAGUCUGCAGCCUAGCGCGUCAUCUCCGUACGAGUCUCUUGAUACACAGGCUGCUCUACUUGGGAAUAUCAUGGACGAUCUGAACCGUAAUGCGACGUCGAAGCCAACUCCAGGCAAAGAAUCUGUUGACGAUUUCUUUGCCGAGUUUGAAGAACCUAACGACUACGUGUUCGACCCAGCUACGGGUGGAUACGUAGCAGCUCGAGUCCCACCACGGGCUCAACAGAAUGAUGAUGGCGAAGAAGUGGAAGACGAGGUUGCGGAGAUUAUUGUGGACAAGAUCAGCUCUCUGGAGAGCGAGCUGGCGGCGCUGAAGUUGCUGAUACGCAAUCGAAAAGGAAGUGGAGGAAGUAAGCCGCGUGUCAGUCAUAGAACUACGAGGCCAAGUGUUCGCAAGCAGAGUAUUUUCGACAACGACAGCAGUGAAGAAGAGGGUGGCAAGAAGAAUGACUCUGUUCGACCUGUGGCGAAGAGGGAGAGCAAACGAAGACCUCCCAGCAAGAAGAAGCCAGUCAAGAAACGCCGAGAUUCAUUUGCAGAUCUGUUCGAGGAUAGUCCGAACGAACAGGAAGGUCUGGGUGGGGCUACUAGCUACGAAGCGCUCUUCCAGACUGGAGCUAAGACGGCAGAAGCUAAUAAUGACGAGGACAGCGAUGACGACGCAGGACUAGCACCAAAAUCGGCUAAGAGACGGCCGAAGUCGAGGCGAAGAUCAAGUCGAAAGAUUAAAGCUUUCGUACCAGGUAAAGAAGGCUCCAAUAGCGAGCAAGAGUUCACGUCACUUAAGGGACGACGUGGUAAGCAAUCUCGACGGAAGGAGAGCGAAAAAGUGGAGGAUACGACCCGAUUGAUGCUCUGUUCGACACGUCCAAUGACCGAGAUGUGGCCAAAUUGUACGGAGGCGACGGGCUUGAUGAAAGGCUGA
Messenger RNA from Phytophthora infestans T30-4, 2874 nucleotides. RefSeq lists its product as uncharacterized. Gene Ontology annotation, molecular function: metal ion binding. Lineage: Eukaryota; Oomycota; Peronosporomycetes; Peronosporales; Peronosporaceae. The record is from RefSeq and is a predicted model, not a curated record. The transcript is spliced from 7 exons. The coding region runs from base 1 to 2874 and encodes 957 amino acids.